AUGUUGGAAGGUCUGGUGACCUGGGUCCUCAACAAUUAUGUCGGCGAAUACCUCGAGAAUCUGAAUGCUGACCAAAUCUCCAUCGCUUUGCUACAAGGUCAAGUGGAAUUGGAGAAUGUUCCACUGCGGAAAACGGCGCUCCGAAAGUUCGAUGUCCCAUUGGAAGUGAGGUCCGGGAUCAUCGGCAAGCUCACAUUGUCCGUUCCCAUUGCUCAUAUCAAGUCGGAACCAUGGGUUUUGAAAAUGAGCGAUUUGUUGAUUUUAUUGGGACCCAAUUCGGAUCCAUCGUCAAAUUUGGACCUGGUGGAAGAAAGCGAACAAUCCAAGAAGGAGCAGAUGUAUGAAGAGCUGGAGAAACUGCAUAAAGUAAGAGGUUAUAAGAUUUUUUUGUUUGCGUUUUAGGUGAUCAACAGAGAGGAAAUUGCAAAAAAUAGCAUUCAAGAGCUAAUAUAAUAUUUGUUAUCAUUCUUAGACAGUUUUCAGUAUUCAUGUAGUUGAUAUUCAAUAGCAUGUUAGAUUUCCUGAAUUUUUUUCUCACUUUCUGCUUCAACCUUUGAUUUUUCCCAUUUCAGCAACGGUUACUCGAUGCAGCCUCUAUCACCCUUCAACUGGAAGAAAUUCAGAAUGCAUGGUGGGGAGCUUCACUUGUUUCAGCCGUCUCCAAUAAUAUUCAAGUAUGUUUUCCCAUUUUUUCGUUUUUUAUUUAGAUUUUGCUCAAUAUUCCGAUUUUAGUUGAUCCUAAAUAAUGUUCACAUCCGCUAUGAAGACGACAAGACCAUGCCGGACAAGAUGCCGUUCCAUUUCGGCUUCAGAAUCCACAACAUUAGCAUCCAAACGACGAAUUCGCAAUGGGUGAGAAAAUUUUUUGAUUUUUUGAAUUUGAAAUUUAGAAACCUGGCUUUGUCCAACCGGAAGAUGGCACAAAUACCUUCAAGAAACUGGAUGUGAAAGGAUUCUCGGUGUUUUGGAAUUGCUCACAAGAAAUGGAUGUUGACAUUGACACCUACGAGAAACUAAAAAAGAUCCUGGCUCCGGAGACCUCAAAGAAUAACACUUUUAUUUUGAAACCGUUCUCAAUGACGGUUCGAAUGGAGAAGAAUGCCUCGAAGUUUCCAUUGAAACAAAAUCCUCCAAUCCCGAGGUUUACGGUGAGAAAUUUUUUUGGACUAAGGUAGCCUAAAGUAAUGUAAUUUUUGGGGAAAAAGACUGAUGAAAAUGGUUUUUUUUUCAGUUUGAUCUAAGGCCAGAACGGAUCGAAAUUGAGUUAUCGAAACGGCAACUUGCCCAAAUACGAGUGCUUUCGGCGGAAUGGGCGAGAUUUGACAGAGCAAGACAACAUCGGAAAUGGAGACCGCUGACAAGAAUAACGGGAAAGUAAGGGCUUUUAGAACUUUGGAUAGAAUUAAAAAGCCUUGAUUUUUCAUAUGACAAUAGUUUGAAUCGAAUAUGACUGCGGGAUUUUAUUUUUUUGAGCAAUUUUUAUAUUAUCCAUGACAAAACUUGGUUUCAGCGCGAAAGAUUGGUGGAAAUUUGCCUACGGACGGAUCGCCGAAGACAAUCGGAAGCAACGCUCGACGGCUUCAGCUGCAUUCGUCCUAAAACGUGCCAAAUUACUCAAUAAUUAUUGUAAAGCAUACACGAGAAAGCUCAAAGCAUUUGUCGCCGAUCAAAAGGCGAAACAGGCCAAAGUGUAAGUGAAAUUUUGAAGAUUAGUGUUUCGGUUUUUAGAAAAGACCCUAAUUCGAAAGUCGCAUCGACUAGUGCAAUAAGCCCCGAGGACUCCGCGUACAUGAAACAGAUCGAACAUGACUCGGAGUUUACCUACAAUGAGCUGCAUUUAUUCAGGGAAAUUGUCUUCAGAAAGUAUCUAAAACAGAUUGAAGCCGAAGAAAAUGGUUUGAAAGAGAGUGACUCUGCCGAGACGUUCGAAGUGGUAUCGCCGGAUUCGGGUAGGAAAUGGAUUUUUAAGGGGAAAUAUAUUGCACUUGGUAUUAAUGUUGAGAAGGGAAGUGCUCGCAGUGCGAGGGAUUUAUUUCUUUGAAAAUUGGUUGUGGUAAUCUGUGUGAAAUGUGGAUUAAUUUCAGAAAAUUUGAGCUUGCGAUAUGUGAUAGUAACCAAGAUAUUGAGUGAGCUUUGAAGUUUCUGGAUAUUCGAUUUUCGAGCUAAAAAUAUUACUCAUUUUUAUCAAUUGUGAGCUAAAAAGUUGAUAUAUGCCGAUUAGAAGCUUUAUUCUUAAUGAUCGACACGUUUGAGCGACUUAUUUUACGUAUUUCAUAUGAAAUUUAUAUUGUACUUGAUAUUAAUCCCGAUUUUUUUGAAAAUUUUCGUUUCAGAGCCCUCCCGCAGCAAAUCCCACGAUGUUUUGUCCCGAGAAACCUCCGUGGAACCGUCCGCUCAAAUGUCGUCCUCGAUGUAUGAUCGAAAAGCCUCGAAUACAAGUCAAACUCCAGCUCCACAAGGAGAACAAGGCCCCGGAUUCUACGGAUGGCUAGCCAGCUGGUUCACCGCUGGCGAGGACCCGAAUAAAAAGCCGAAAGAGGAGGAUAUUAAUCAAGCUGCGUUCUUGAAUAUGUGGCCUCAGGAUGGGAACAGAGAAUUGCCGCCGAACUUGAGGAGAGUGGAGAAAAGGAUUGAAGAAGAGCUUCUGGAUGUUUUAUCCGAAAGCUGGGAUGAUUCCACAGUACUGAGGAGGGAUAAUUUGUUGGCUGAAGUUGUAUUACAACUGGAGAGAAUGAUUGUUCGGUUUGUGGAUGAUGAUGAAGUAAGUUUUGAGGGAUUUUUAUUUUGUUUUAGGGGAAAAGUGGGAGUUUGAUGUUUUUUGGAAUGAAAGGGUGGGUUUAGUGUUUGUUAAUGGGGAGAUUUUGGCCUUGUGGGACUUUGAGGGAUGUGAAUUUAAAUUUUUGGAAAGAAACUUUGAAUUUUUUAUAGAAAAAUGUAUAUUGUUUUCGAUCAAAAUUUAGGGUUUUGAUAUUUUUUUGGAGGAGAAAGGUGAUUUUAAUGUAAAAAUGAAGAAAACAUGAGGCUAGAGUGUGUUUUUGGGUAUUUCUGUUUGAUUUUUCAUGAGAAAAAUCACAUAUUUGUCAGAUUUUUGAAGGAAUUUACAUGAUUUUCGUGCUUUAUUUGGAAUAUAAAAAUCCAAUAAAAAUUUGAUCUUUUGAAAAAAAUCAAAAUUUUAUUUGACUUUUUUUCAGCUAACAUGCCUUGGCCUAUCCCGCAUCCUAGCCCUAGACAUGUCCACAGUCGCCUCCAGGGUCCUCUUAUCCCCCCGAGAACACCGAACAGAAAUCAGUUUAUCGGUGAUGGAUAUGUCGGUCCAGCGGCUCCGCGUAGCCCCACAAAGAAGCCCCGAACUCAGCAGAGCGGGCUCGAUGAGCGAUCUUCAAGAAGACAUCGAAGACAGCCUUUGGACCGGCGUUGGAGUUGCCGCCAUGGAUACGGAAGUUCUUUUUGCGGUUGGGAGAACGAAAGGGGAUGAUAAUAAAACUGAUAAUACAAUAUCGAGUAGUGAGAAGAAAUGUGAACCGUUGUUGCAGUAAGUGGAGAGUUUUGAAUGCGAAUUUUGAGGUAUCUUGGAAAAUUUUUCAAAAAAAAAUUUUUUUUUGGAUUUUUAGUAAAGAAAACUGCAAAAUUUUUGGCAUUUUUUUCAAAAAAAAUUUUUUUGGGAUUUUUAGUAAAAAAAUUAGGAUUUUUUGGCUAUUUUUUAAAAAUUUAUGAUGCAAAAUGCUUUAAUCGUCAUGGUUUUAGAUUUUUCUAUCGACGUCUCGCCCCUCGUCUCAACGUUUUCCACGAAAUCAGCGCCAGUUUCCUCCCAAUCGCCGUGGUCUACGACGAGGACGCGCUGGACGGCCUCGCGAACCUGUUCGACACGGACUCGGCCUUUUUCAGCCAAGAUCAGACCAAAGAAAAGGAGCAGGAAGCGGCGUUGAAGGAGUUUGAACCCGACAAUCAAAUAUUCUUCACGGUCAACAUCCCGGAGGUACAGCUGGAACUGCGAAGCAAACGGAAAUCCCCGACGGACGAGAUUUUGCUCUGCCAAAAUUCCCAGCCCUUCGCUUCGGCCACACUCACCUCGGUUUGUAUGGGCCUAGUGAGGACGGAGAAGUUCCUCAGCCGCAUGAAAUUGGGCUUUGAUCAGUUCGAACUGAAGGAUUUGUUCGAAAAAACGCAUUGGCCAUUGUUGAAGACGGUCCCACCGAAUGGAACUAUCACUGGAACGGUGGGUUUAAGGUGUUUUUUGGGGAAAAUUGAAAGGUUGAAGGGCCAAAAAGGCUUGAAAAUGAGAUUUGGAUAUGAUUUAGGUGAUUUGCAGGCGGUUUUAGGCAUUUUUCGAACUUGCAACAGAAUGCCAAGAUUUGGCGGAAAAUUCAAAAAAUUGAAAUUUUUGUAAUUUUUUGGUCUUGGUUGGACCUCUAGGCAGUGAAUAAUUAGAUUAGGGUUUAUUUUUUUGUUGGAAUUGAAAUUAAAUUUAGAUUUUUUUCAUUUUUUUUUGACUUUCGGAUAUUAUACAGGGUGUUUCAAGAAAUUGGACAGAAACUAAUUGCGAAUAUCUUUGAGCUCUUGCUAGUUAUCGCAGAAAUUCUUUUUGUUUCUAAAACUUGAUAACGGGCGGUUUUGCACUGAGCAAAAAAAAUUUUUUUCGUCGGCGGAGAGGCCAGUUCUCGGCGGAGACAUUUGGGGCCUUUUUUAAAAAUCACACCUUAUUGUAUGGUGGAAGCUCUGUUACAACGGUCAAAAUUAUGUUUACGUUACACCUCCGUGGAUUUUACGGUAUGCUUUUUUUUGUUUUCGAUUUUCGCUCAUCCGCGGAGGCACGGCGGAGACCUCAGGUUUCGGCGGACGUCGUUUUGACUCUUUGGUUCAUUCAAUCCAGGUUGGAAAAAAGUGUGGGGUGAUUUUUUGUUGUCAUCCGAUGCACAGAUGCAAAAAUUUCCCACUUUUCUUUCCCGGCGGAGGAUUCGGCGAAGGCUUUAUCAAAGGGUCAGAACAGUCUUAGGAGUCCGGGAAAAAAACUCAGCUACAAGAAUCCAUCACAGCAACAUCAUUUUUCUUAUUUUUUGGUUCGGCGGACACAUCGGCGGAGGCUUUAUCAAAAGAGUCAAAGUUUUGUUUUGACCCUUUGAUAAAGCCUCCGCCGAAUCCUCCGCCGGGGGAAAAAAGUAAAAAAUUUUUGCCAUCUGUGCAUCGGAUGACAACAAAAAAUCGCCCCAAGCUUUUUUCCAACAUGGAUUUGCAAAAACCGAGGGCCCAAAACAAAAUCCGCCGAAAUCUGAGGUCUCCGCCGCGCCUCCGCGGAUGUUGCGUAAAAUCGAAAACGCAAAAAAAGCAUACCGUAAAAUCCACGGAGGUGUAACGUAAACAUAAUUUUGACCGUUGUAACAGAGCUUCCACCAUACAAUAAGGUGUGAUUUUUAAAAAAGGCCCCAAAUGUCUCCGCCGAGAACUGGCCUCUCCGCCGACGAAAAAAUUUUUUUUUUGCUCAGUACAAAACCGCCCGUUAUCAAGUUUUAGAAUCAAAAAGAAUUUCUGCGAUAACUAGCAAGAGCUCAAAGAUAUUCGCAAUUAGUUUCUGUCAAAUUUCUUGAAACACCCUGUACAUGGCAAAAUUUGAAAAAAAUUGUUGAUUUUGAUAUUUCAGAAGACUCGAUCCCUCUCCCUCCCAACUCUCACGGAUUCACAGACCUCCAGAAACGACUCGGACCUCUUUUCAUCGUCAUUACCAACAGAAUUAAAAGGAAUUUCAGGUAAAAUAAUGCCCAUUUUUGAAAAAAAUCAUCGAAUUUUUCAAUUUUAGCCAUCUCAGCCGACCUCAAAACGGCCAGAUCCCCCAAUUCGGCGGUCCCGCCGAGCUUGAAACGACCCGGCCUCGCCUUGGAUAAUGAUUUUGGUCAUUGGGACCAAAGCUGCGUAUUGCUGAACCUAAUUUUUGUGGAUGAAAAACACCCCAAAUUCGAAGAAACAUACCAAAAACAGCAUUGCACAGUCAAAGCCAACUUCAGUGAGGUUGAGGUGGGCAUGAAUGCACGAACCUGGACCAUGUUGUUGAACUUUUUUGGAGCGUUGGGCCAAAAACCAGGCCAUGGAGAUCAAUUUGUGCAUGAAUUACCGACGACGAGUGAAGCCGCGUCCGACCCAAUCCUUGAGGCAUUGUUGUAUGGCAAGAAAAUGAGCGAGGACGAGAUUGCGAAGGUAGGGUUUUACAUUAUUUUUUCUCCCAUAUUUUGCGCAAAAUUUGGCAAAGGAAGGAGUAUUAUAGGACUCCUACUUUUAGACUAGACAUAUCUCAAAAGAUGCUUAA
Messenger RNA from Bursaphelenchus xylophilus (pine wood nematode), 6295 nucleotides. The record is from the annotation of a GenBank genome assembly. Lineage: Eukaryota; Metazoa; Nematoda; Chromadorea; Rhabditida; Aphelenchoididae.